GAAACCGCAGGCGGCGAAGCCUCCCCGCCCGCCUGCCCGCCCGCCCCUUUAGUCUGAGCCUCAGCCUGAGCAGGCUCUUCGUCUCCUCUCCUCCUCCUGAGUAACAUCGGAACACGAAAGCUUGUGCCCGAGCGAAGUUGCCCUCGCGAACGCAACUGCGGAGACAUGAAGAUCAAAGAUGCCAAGAAGCCAUCUUUUCCGUGGUUUGGAAUGGAUAUUGGUGGAACUCUAGUGAAACUUGCAUAUUUUGAACCUAUAGAUAUUACUGCAGAAGAAGAGCAGGAAGAAGUUGAAAGUUUGAAGAGUAUUCGCAAAUAUUUAACAUCAAAUGUGGCCUAUGGGUCCACUGGUAUUCGGGAUGUUCACCUUGAACUUAAGGACUUGAUACUCUUUGGGCGAAAGGGAAAUUUGCACUUUAUCAGAUUCCCAACCCAUGACUUGCCUACUUUUAUUCAAAUGGGAAGAAAUAAAAACUUUUCCACGCUACAUACGGUGCUUUGUGCCACCGGUGGUGGUGCUUAUAAAUUUGAAGAAGACUUUCGCACAAUUGGAGACCUCCAGCUGCACAAAUUGGAUGAACUUGAUUGUCUCGUCAAAGGCUUGUUAUAUAUAGAUUCCGUCAGUUUUAAUGGCCAGGCAGAAUGCUACUAUUUUGAAAAUGCAUCAGAACCUGAAAGAUGCCAAAAGAUGCCUUUUAACCUAGAUGAUCCCUACCCAUUGCUGGUUGUAAACAUCGGUUCAGGAGUCAGUAUUUUAGCAGUUCAUUCCAAAGACAACUACAAAAGAGUGACUGGAACAAGUCUAGGUGGUGGGACCUUUCUUGGUUUGUGCAGUUUACUGACCGGAUGUGAAAGUUUUGAAGAAGCUCUAGAAAUGGCAUCCAAAGGCGACAGCACACAAGCGGACAAGCUAGUCCGGGAUAUUUAUGGGGGAGACUAUGAACGUUUUGGCUUGCCAGGAUGGGCAGUGGCAUCUAGCUUUGGGAAUAUGAUCUACAAAGAAAAACGGGAAUCUGUCAGCAAAGAAGACCUGGCUAGAGCAACCUUGGUUACUAUCACCAAUAACAUUGGAUCUAUAGCACGAAUGUGUGCUGUAAAUGAGAAAAUAAACCGAGUUGUCUUUGUUGGUAACUUUUUACGUGUGAAUACUUUAUCAAUGAAGCUUUUGGCAUAUGCGCUGGAUUACUGGUCCAAAGGCCAGUUGAAAGCUUUGUUCCUUGAACACGAGGGGUACUUUGGAGCAGUUGGUGCCCUCCUUGGAUUGCCAAAUUUCAGCUGAAGCUCAAAGCAUCACAAUACUGAAUUAUUCUCUAUCUUUCUGGCAUUAUUACAUAUUGUUUUUAUAUCAACUGGAAUCAAAGGGCGAAAGGGCUGCAAUCUUUCUAUAAAUGUCUUUAAUUGAAGGGUAAAACUAUCUCAUUGGGACUCUGUUGACGUCCAGGUGCUCCUAUUAGAAGCACUUAGUAGGGGGGUUGGUAUAGCAUUCUCUAAUCUGUUCAACCGAUAUUCCCCAACUUGGUGCCUCUCCUAAUUUCUCAGCUGGUAUAGCUGUUAGAUAUGCUGGUUGGAUACAAUGCCAUACACAAACAAAGGGGACCAGGGUGGGGAAUGCCGUAAUAAACAUUUAGUACUCAGCAUAUGUCUCAAACUCAGACAUCAUCUUAGCUGUCCAAACCCUUUAAUACUAAUCCUGUUUUGCUUCAAAACUAUUCUUAAGCAACUGGAUUGCUUCUAGUUGCACAAGGUUUGUUGUGGCCUUGUGCUCUCUGUUAAUUUAGAUUUCCAGUCCAGAACUGAUUGUAGCCAUGAAUGAAAAAAGGAUCUUUGAUGCAAGGUAUUGUCUUUCAGUGCAAGUGCAAGGAAGUUACAGCAUGUUGAAAUACUUAUUCAGGCAUCAGUGUUAAGCUUCCAAACAUUAAACAUAAAAACAUCAGUAACGGUUUUGUACAAUUGAUUUAAUGAAUUAAGCAAUCAAGUACACAUGUAUAACUACCAACAGUAUCAGCCAGACAUUACUUUCAACAGUUUCAGAAGACUGACAGUUUAAAAAAAAACUAUCUCAGAAUUACUCACUGCUAUAAACAGUGCCAGAAAAUAUGACUGAGAUCAAAGCAGCAGUGGUGUGGCAAAGGCUGGAAAGACAGGUCUAAUAAGAUGCCUGUAGUGUGACUUCCCAACUCUAGGAAAGUGAGUUGAUCUCAUGGAACCUCUACUGACUAAGAAUAUUAAGUUGGGAUGAGGUUGGGUCCUUAGACCAUUAUGGCAGCUAUAGAGGUUGAACUGCAGAGUCAACAGUUCCAGUGUUCAUUGUGCCCUGAUAAACUGUUCCAGAUUGCAACAGUGUGGCCUUGAGAUAAACUCCUAUAUUUUUACUGUCUGCCACUUCAGAUAUGACUGUAAAAGUUUACAAUAGUGGCAUAUUUAAUAGACUGCUGCAACAAAGUUUACCAUAAGACCUCAGAAAAAAAGAAUGAUCUCAGAAAAGAAACUUUCUAUGCACAGGGAUGUAAUCAUUGUAUCCUGAAGGAAUAUGCAGUUACCCAAUCCAUGAAUUAAAUUUUCUAGAAGGGAAUCUACCACUGACUAGAAUUCAUUGAGUGUUAGGUACUGCCUCUUUUACUUGAUCAAGGUGAUACACUAUUUUGGCACAUUAAUAUUUCAUACAGCAAUAUCUAUAUGAAAAAUAACUCCAGCAAUCUUGGAGGUUUGGUUAGUUUAGUUUCUUUUUUUAAUUCAAUUCUCCAUAAUUAUAUUUCAGUGCUUAGUAGUAGUAACUGGUUUGUAGCAUGUAGCGAUCACCUAAAAGUGUUUCCUGUUUUUAGAACUUGGAAAUGAAUUAUCUCUUUAUAGCACAGGGCAACAUCCAGAGGUUUGUAUGUACCUCACUGGUUUGAGGAAGUCAAAAAAUACAACUUCAGUAAAAAGUCUCAUCACAGAAACAUUAUACAUGAUUAUUUUAACCCCAGCCCAUUUUACAAAGUAUAAUGAUUAAUUUCUAACUCAUGCCAUGAAAGUAGCCUCUAAAAAAUUAUUGCUUCUCAUCUUGAGUUUUGAAACAGCAAAAAGCGAACAGUUAUUGUCUGCCUUUCCUUUCAGGAAGACACUUUUUUGGCAUUACUAAAGCAAAGUGAUUUAUCAUACAAUGUAUUUUACUUCAACAGGUUUACACGGUAACACCAUAGGUUUGGAAUAAACCCCAUAAAUGAGUGCAUUGGCAAUGUUUAUGUUGGACAAUGUCUAUUUUUAUUUUUGCAUUAUGUAAUUGCAUUUGUAAGAAUAGUGCUUUUACAAAAAUGCCAUUGCAAUGUUACAAAAUUCUGCCACUGGUCAUGUAAAUUCACUCUGCUAGCAACUUCAUUUAGCACUAAAAGCUCUCUUGGUUUGGGUGCAGCAGAGGUUUCUCCUGAAAAGAUACAGAAAUUGAGGAACACUCAGCUUUCCGGGGAGGGGAAAAAAUGUCUGGUAAGCCGAAAGGAGGGACAGUUCUUUCUCCUUUCCUUGAGAAGUUCUGAAUGUAGUGGCUCUUCAGUCCAACAGUCACAUGAGUGCCUUAAAGUUCCUUUUGAAGUUUCAACUACAUAUUGGGCUAAGACUUUUCCUGGCUUUGGAUAUUGGCAGCUUUCAUACAAAAUUCACCCAUGGGGUAGCUAGAAGAUUUUUCUUUUUUUUCCCCAUUUUAUUGUCAGUUCUAACAUAGUCCCAGUGUCCUUUCUGGUGGUUAUAAUGUUCUACCUGUAGCCUUAGGGGAUGGAUGGAUAAGUUGAUAAACAAUUUCUCAAAAUAAGAGACUGCUGACUUUUAAGGAGACAGUUUUAUUUCUUAAGCCAGAUCAUGUUUGUAAUGUGCUGUUGGAGUUAAUAAAAAUAUUCAAGAACCAUUCCAUUAAGGUAUGGUUGGAGAAGACUUCUCAUAUGACCAUCCCUUCUUAACUACUGAAUUAGGGCAUUAAGGAACUAGAUUUUUUCCCCCUACAUUCCUUGAAUUAUUGCUCAUUUUUAUAUUGCCUUUUAUAUUUUUAACCAUCAUUCCAGGAAAAAAGCAAGAUUGUAUAAAGACCAGAUCAUUCUUUUUAGCCAUUUCAAAAUAUAACGCCAGUGGUCCUAUCAAUAUGUUAUAAGGCUGCAGUGUAAGUUGACUGCACAGUCUUGAAUCUCACUGAGCAAGUGGAUUAAGACUAGUGUGUUGGUCCUUUUCAUUGUAUUGCUCCUUAUAUCUUCAAUAGCAAGAUUGUAUGGUGACUGUCUGCAAAUUCUGUUUAUUGUUUGGCCAACCUCAAACAUUAUAAAACCUUAUACAUUGACAAAAUGCAUAUAAAACCCACCUGCGCAUUUGAUCAAUGUUCCUUAUGUAUUUUGGAGUUGGUUUGUAGACUGCAACAGAAAUGUUUCAGGUUUAGCAUGAUGAAAUUUGAAGUGGGUGCUCACCACCUCCAAAACAUGUACUGUUUCUUAGUAUCAGCUGUGGCUUUUUUGCAAUAUGCUUUCAUGGGUUAGAUAGAUUGGAAGGGAAAGUAUCAUGCCUAUUUUAAGACUGAACCAGCGACAUGCUAAAGUUUAAUGUGUGUGCACUUCUGUUACACUGUGUGGUCUUUAAAGUUAAGUCUUUGGAUUUUUUAAAAAUGCUUUUAACUUAGAGCCAGUUGAAUUAUCAGUCUCCUAAAUACUAAUGACUUGUUUUGUAAAUAGUAUAUUUAUAAUUAAAACCUGAAUUCAGUAUAUGUUUUAUUAGGUAGAUUACAUAAUUUAGAAUUUUGAGCCUUCUAAAAAUUCAGCCUUCUUUGAGGACCCAGUAUUUUUGUUCUUAAAUGGAAAUUAAAUAAUGCUGUAUGGGUGGUAGAGAUUUAAAAAAUAGAGGAUUCAGGGAUAAGGAAUACAAAGCAAUGUGCCAUUAAAAAAAGUACUGUAACACCUUUCACUACUAUUCUGAUGAGCUACAAUAAAUCUUGCUUUACUCUAAAUAUAGAAUUUUGAUAUAACAGAAUGAAGGUUGAUACUUCGAUCAAUAUCUCCCCUUCUCCCUCCUCCACUCCUGUCCUUGAAGUCCACAUAUUAAACAAUAGCAUCAACUUAUUUAUGCCUGUUGUAAAUUAAAAGUAAAGCUUGUGCAUUGCUAGACUUCUGUUUUCAGGAAACAAAGACGGUUCCUUAAUUCAGAAGUGUCCUCCAUUUAAGUGUUUUCAAUAGUAUGUUCUAGAAUGCAUUGCAAUACAAUAUAAGUGUUCUUAUUCCAAACACUAUUCUUUAUAUUCUAAACUGUUAUGGGAAAUUGGUAGGAAGCCUGCAAGCAAGCAUUCUUCUAGGUCAACACCUUAGUAUUUUGUUCCUUAAAAAUUAAAAUUUUGGGACAUGUUUGUGAGAUGCAGAAAGUAUGUCUCUUGGUCUAUUAGUCACAAGACUCUGACCUGCGUUAGUUGAUCUAUUUGUAAAGGUUUUUCCAAAUACAUGUUGGACACAAGCCUUACUUCUACAAAAAGGUGACAAUUCACAUCUCUUACUAGCUCUACUGUAUAUUUUAGAGGACAAAUAGGAACCUAGACAGCUGCCUUUUAUUAAUUCAGAAUGUUCUCCAUCUUGUUCAGUAUUACCAACACUGACUGGCAGCUGUCCUUAGCAAUGUUCCUGGAGACUCCAGGGAGUGAACCUGGGAUGUUGGUGUAUUGUAUACAGCAGCUCCUCUGGGUUAUUUGAAAAUAAGCUAUAAAGGGAGUGCCUCAAUUACUUAACUGCACUAGAACAUCUCAUGAAACAUAAGACUUAAGAACAUCAUAGCUUUGUGCUCCCAUGCCAUGGGAAGGCUAGAUCAGUUUAGCCUUACAGUAUUUUUAUCCUCUGUAUGAUGGAGGCCAAUUUGAUACAGGACUGAACUAGCCUUAGCUGAAUAGGAAAGCAGCAGCCUAGAACCCCGCUCUCGGCCACAUCAUUUGAAGUGUAUUGGAGUGCUUUAUGAAAAAGCAGAAUUCAGCUUUGGAUUGUGCACCAUUUGCCUGAGCAGCUGCUUAUAACACUGGGAGCUUGUUUUAAUAGGAGUUUGGGAGAGAGAUAAAGCUGUGGGAAGGAAUUCUGGUUAGUUUAAAGCAGCAUUUCACCUUCCACAUGUGUUAGACUGCAACUUCCCUUAACUCCAAGGUUUGAACUCUGGGUUAUAAACAGAGUAUUAAAGGUACUCUACUAUGCCCUGAUUCAGACAAUCUAGUCAGAGGAAGGAUGUGUGCAUGUGUGUGGUGUGUAUGUGUAGGCACAUGGGUCCUAUUUCUUGUUUGCUUAGUGCUAAAUCAGAUUCAACUAUUAAAUGGAAAACUUGCAACAGUACUGGAAUUGUUCCUUAGACCUGCUGAACAGUUAAGGAUCCUUCACAAUGAAAUAACUAUUAUUUUGAAGUAUUAGCCAAUGACCCAGGGAGCAAAGGCACUGUAAUUGGCAAUCUCACCUCUUCCCUCUCUCCCCCUCACCUUUUCUGCUCCCUUUCCACUUUGUCAGCCUAGAAAGGGGAGGGAAGUGUGUAUGCAAGAUACGGCAGCAGAGCAGGAAGGAUUAGGCCCAGGAGGCUUCCUGGAAGAAGUGCAAAAAACCACAUCCAUGUCUGCUCAUGGCCUUGCCAUCUCCCUUUGGUCAGGAGAAGAUUCCUUGCAGAAGGGCAGUUCCCUCCUUGGCUGACCCAAAUUCUCCCUUGCACUGCUUUCUGCACAGUGACCCAAAAUCAUCUGAGGGAAGCAGGUAAAUGUGAGGAGGUAGCUACACUUAGGCAGACGCUGCUGCUGCUGCUCCUUCUUAAUAGCUCACCUGCUGAUACUUCCCAGGCUUUUGGCCAUGCAGCAAGCCAGCCUUUGAGGGAAUGGGGGAGGGAAAGGAGGAGAGUGGCCUGCUUAUCCAGUCCGCCCCUCCCCAGUUGGGAGAAAGACUGACCUACUUGGGCCUGGUGACCAUUGCCACUGCCAGGCCACUGAGUGAAUGAGGAGAUGAUGUGGCUAAUCCUCUGAUGGUGAAAUUUUUUUGCAUAUUCUGCACACACUCGGUCAUCUUUGUUAUCUGUGUCCUGAAGAGAGGUAGAAGUAAACUAAAAAUGACAUAAGCAUGCUUUUUCAAAUGCUUGUUUAAAGUCAGAUGUAGGUAACACCCUUAGUGGCACUGGGUGAGGGGGAGUGGAGAGAAACUUUAAAACAAUCAUUAGUUUUAAUAUAAAACUAAUUAUUCCUCAUGGUCUUACUUCAAGCUGUGUAUCUUGUACUUAAGAGUUCGUCAUAAAACACUGUAAUUAGUACACACAUAGUAAAUACAGAAUUUUAUUUCAAAGUUUUCAAAAAGAGUUGUUCCUGAGUUCAUCAAUCAUUGUAGCGGUGUGUUGGUGUAAAGGCCAUGAUUUAAUCAAUGUAUCCUAUGUUAAUUGCAUACGUUGCUAUGUUCGCUAUUAUUUUUAUUGUGAAAACAAUUUUUAAAAUUUCUGAUGUAUUUUGGUUAAAUCACCAUUUCGUAAGAUUUACUAAAAAUUGUAGACAGUUUUUCUGGAAUCAGAAUGAAAUUUAACAUUUCAUUUCAGUAGUGGAAAGAAAUGCAUUUUAAGCAAUAGUUAACAUGCUGCAGCUUGUUAAUGAUAAUUACUAAGUGAUUUUUUUUAAAAAAUAAGGUUUUAUAGAUGGCCAGGUUUCAAUAUUCAGGACACUUUAAUAUCCGUGUUAUUAGCAAAUAGAGAAGAUAGCAUUCAUACUUUCCCAGCAAAGUUGGCAUUUUAACUUUUUUUAAAAAAAGAAAAAAAAACCUAAAUAACUCAAAUUGUACCUAGAAACUCCGUGACAAGCUCUUAUUUCCAAAAUGUGUAUAUACUAUACUGUGAGAACCAUUUCUUACAUAUUGCCUUAUUCUGUUGCAGUGAACUUACGGUCUUGGCUAUUUACCAUUCUGACAAAGGUGUAAAAAUGUAUGUUUUGCAAAUUUAAAUCAUAGUUACUAAAUUAUUUAACAUAUCUUUUGUAAAUUGUUUAAUUUAUUUUUAAUGUCAAUGCUUUUCUGUAUUGUUUUCAUGCAACCAAAUGAUGGAAACCGAUGCUGCAUUCAUUCCCAUCAGAAUUGUAUAAAAAUUCCUGAUAGCUUGCAUGAGUAAAUGUGAAAUCUAAUUUUGUUGUUUUGUGAUGGGCUUUUGUGUGUGUUUUCCUAGCUUUAGUGUUCUGUAGACAGAAUUUUGAUUUAUUUUCCCUAAAUAAAGUCCAAUGAAUGGUUC
Molecule: messenger RNA, 8210 nt
Organism: Python bivittatus (Burmese python)
Lineage: Eukaryota; Metazoa; Chordata; Lepidosauria; Squamata; Pythonidae
Product: pantothenate kinase 3
Biological process (GO): coenzyme A biosynthetic process
Cellular component (GO): cytosol; nucleus
Molecular function (GO): ATP binding; pantothenate kinase activity
Source: RefSeq, a predicted model, not a curated record